AUGGGCAACUGCUGCUUUGGCUUCAAGGAACGCCUGAUGAGACGCCUGAGUCCUUUGCCUACCCUGCUUAUCAUCCGUGCUUUCAUGCCCCAGAGGCGGUGCAAAGACUACCGCGUGGUGGUGCUCGGCUCUGCUGGUGUGGGCAAGAGCGCGCUGGUGCAGAGAUGGGUGCGCGGCACCUUCCGUGACACCUACCUGCCGACCAUCGAAGAUACCUACCGUCAGGUGAUGAGCUGCAACAACAACGUGGGUGCCCUGCACAUCACCGACACCACUGGUGGUCACAGGUACCCAGGCCUGAAGCGCCUUGCCAUUGCUAAGGGUCACGCCUUCAUCCUGGUCUACUCAGUCACCAAGAAGCAGACCCUGGAGGAGCUGAAGGCCUUCUACGAGCUGAUCCGCGAGAUCAAAGGCAACAACAUGCAUAAGUUCCCGAUCGUGCUUGUGGGCACCAAGUGUGAUGAGAACCGCCGUGAGCUGACCCUGAGGGAUGGCGCCGUCUACGCGCUGGAAUGGAAUUGCGCCUUCGUGGAGACCUCAGCCAAGAUCGAUUUCAAUGUGAAGGAGCUGUUCUUCAUGCUGCUGAAUCACGAGAAUAAGCCCGCUGCCUGUCUCCCAAUUCCCCAGAAGAAAUCCCAGAAGACCACCGAGAAGGUGCUUGGCAAAUGUAUUAUCAUGUAA
Molecule: messenger RNA, 681 nt
Organism: Orycteropus afer afer
Lineage: Eukaryota; Metazoa; Chordata; Mammalia; Tubulidentata; Orycteropodidae
Gene: DIRAS3
Product: DIRAS family GTPase 3
Exons: 1
Coding region: 1-681 (226 amino acids)
Molecular function (GO): GTP binding; GTPase activity
Source: RefSeq, a predicted model, not a curated record